Strongylocentrotus purpuratus (purple sea urchin) is the source of this 4209-nucleotide messenger RNA. RefSeq lists its product as uncharacterized. NCBI's taxonomy places the organism in Eukaryota, Metazoa, Echinodermata, Echinoidea, Camarodonta, Strongylocentrotidae. Gene Ontology annotation, molecular function: protein binding. The record is from RefSeq and is a predicted model, not a curated record. The transcript is spliced from 13 exons. The coding region runs from base 1 to 4209 and encodes 1402 amino acids. Gene Ontology annotation, biological process: signal transduction.
AUGUCGAACAGUGUGGUUAACAGUGUCAAAGGCGGAAGACAAAUCAAGGAGUACCAUAGCAGUUACUUUUCCGCCAUCCAUCUCCUGGAGUAUAAAAUUGGAUACAUUAACAAGGAGGGUUUCUACACUGUGGUGGGGACGGUAUGCAGAUUGAAAUGGGUCAAGGAGGUCAUUAUCGAGACAUACCCUGAUGUCACCAUGCCUGUGUCUCUUGGUGAAUGGCGUGUCAGGAUUGGCACGUUUAUGCACCGUCGGAGGAAAGAAUAUGACUACCACUACUUUUGGAGGAAACUCCACAACUUAAUUAAAAAACACAAGAAUGCUGAGCCACCUAAAGAAAACAACAAUCCGGAGUGUAACAUCUCAUCUCGCACUGGCUCUUCUCCCGGUGCGAAUAGAUCUCCAAGCAACACGGCCCGUCAGUCUGCAUCUUCUGCUCAAACAGGGCCUUCACGUGACGUCAACAAUGGCAAAGGUAACGCAAGCUCACCGACUCUCUCACAAUCUGACAGCCCAAAGUGUGAUACUGUCAAGGAGAGUGGAUCCACAUGCGAUGUAAAUAAUCCCGGUCAUAACGAUGUCUCUCACUCUGAGUCUUCAUGUGCUCAACACAGUGGUUCUUCAAUUGAAAAAGAGACCAACCCUGUCCCUGAUUCCACUGACGUGACAAUUCCAGUUCCCCAACCCUGUGUAGAAGACGAAUUGGAUAAUAAAGACAAAGCCAUUAAUCUCAUGUCACAUGAAUACACCCCGAAAUCCGCCCAAAUAGGAAAAACUGACAAACCUGAAGUUGGCACAUCAGAGUCGCACUCACAUGUACCUGCAUACGUUCAUGGUGAGACAGAUCGUAUCAAUCGAGACAAGGAGGAAACUGACUCUGCACCGUCUGGGAUAGAGGACCUAUCACCUAAACACAGGCUAAAUAUAACGAGAAAUACCGACCAAAACACAUCAUCUAUCAUGGAAGUAACGGAGUAUCAUGAAUUCCAGAUCUAUCCGGUCCUCGGAUCAGGGACAACCAGUGGUGAAGCAGAUGCAAUUAAAGGGAAUGACUGUCCAGACAUGACCAACAUACUUCUAAUGAGAUCCGGGGAUGUAGAACAAAACCCUGGCCCGAAUGAUAAACUUGGGAACCUGACCGACCUCGAACUAUAUCUCCUUGCUGACAGUAUGGAUCCAUCAGAUUUCAGGAAGGUCGGACUAGCUUUAGGAUUCACUGAGGCUGAAUUAAGUCGGUUUGAGAAAGAUCAGAUGGGCAAUACUCUGUAUGCCACCUAUAAGAUGCUUUACGAAUGGCGGAAGAGAGUACGUGAAAGCGAGGCGAGGGAGACGUUGGUGGUUACGUUACAAAGCAUUAAGCUGGUGCAGCUUGCUGAUAGCGUACAGAAAGGUCAGGUUGGUGAUCACAUACCGUCCAUGACAGAGGAGGAAAUCCAACAGGUUGCUGAAGAGGUCAAACACUAUUUGGUAAUUCAUCUAUGUCAGAUUCAAGCCGAUCCACUGAACAGCGAACUUGUUCUUGAAUUUAAACGUAUAUUCACCAAUCUAACGUUGAUGGAAGAAGACAAAGGUACCAAAGUCAAGACACCGCUUCUUUACGACAACCUCCUCAGGACCAAGGUCAACGGAAGCUUUCCCAAACGCUUGUUGGUAGAAGGUGAAGGUGGUGUAGGGAAGACCACUUUUUGCGCCAAGAUCGCUUGGGAUUGGAUCCACGGGAAAGGUUACCAAGAUUUCAAACUGGUUCUUGUCAUCCUCCUUCGCAAGACAGAGGGCAGGACUGUUGGAGAGAUAGUGAAGUCGUAUCUUUCUGACAACAAUCCCGUCACAGCCAAACAGCUAGACAAGCACAUCCUCUCGAAUCCGAAAGACGUCUUUCUUGUCUUGGACGGCCUAGAUGAGUUUGCUGUCGAUCUUGACAGCAAUCAGCAAAUCGCCCUGAUCACUCUUAAUCAUCUGUUCAAGUCAGGGACAGUACUAAUCACAUCGAGACAAUGGAGAUCAGAUGAGAUUAGGAAGAAUGCCGAUCUCAGAAAGGUGUUUGCUUUCAUUGCUGUAGAAGGGUUCUCUGCUGAAAACCUCUCUUCUUACAUCACCAAGUUCUUUCAUCCAGACGCAGCUUCCUCUGAAGAUCUGAACCGAUUCAUAUCGAACAACGAUGUGAUCAGAGAGAACAUGGCUCCAUACCCCAUAUACACAACCAUGCUGUGUAUCAUGUGGAAAGAGUUUGAUGGAGAGCGCCGAGAGGCAAUGUCCAAGCUGCAAACAUUUUCCCAGCUCUUCAAUCAGAUGAUUGACUUUUUGGUUGAUCAUCACCUAUCAAAGCACAUUCCAUCUUCAGGUAUUGUUGAAGGCAAAUUAGGGGAUUAUUGUUCAGAUAUUCGUCCACACCUGAUUCACAUCGGCCGCAUUGCCUUCCAGGGACUUCUCGAGAGACGGUUAGUAUUCACAGAAGAAGAGUUUCAGUGCUAUCCAGAGUCCAUCGAUGUAGGUUGUAAAGUUGGUGUACUCACCAGAGAGAAGAAAAUUCUUCCGAGGCGAGAUAGGAGAAAUAAUCCGAAUUCAGUGGUCCAAUCGGUGCAGUUUCCCCAUAAGCUCUUCCAGGAGUAUCUAUCAGGAAUGUAUCUUGCAUCUCUUUACAACUCAAACCGUAAUGAGUAUGACAGGUUGAUAGCGAAUAUCAUACUGAACGCAGUGGAAUACCGGUACCUACUGUACUUCACCUCGGCCCAGCAGAAGGGGGUCGGCUUGGAUAUCGUAUCUCGUCUCAUGGCGUCGAACAAAGAGCGCCCACACGGCCUUAUUCGUGAUGACUUCAUCGUAGAUGUAGCAUACGAGAGCCAAGACCAAGAAGUGGCCAAAGCCGUGGCGGAUCAUCUAUCGACUACGUCCAGAAAGACACUGAAGAUCACCACAAGGAUGAAGGCACACACAAUAUCAGGGCAUACUUUCAUCAUGAACCAUCGUGAAGUGGAUGACCUGAGUAUUGAGAAGCCAUGUGGACGGACGGCUUCAGAGGACCUGGCUGAAUUCAUCUGCUCAUCACGAUCACUGAGAUCUGUGGAGAUCGAUAGUACUAUGCAUGAUGUCUUCUACUCGGUGCUUGGAAAUAAAGCAGUCGAUUCCAAGAUUGAGACUCUUAAGAUCUACUCUGCUGAUCUCAGUGAACGUCCCUCUGCAUCACGUGAUCUCGCUCAGUUCAUCUGUAAGAUAGCUCAUCUGAAGGACCUGACACUCCGCGGUCAGUUUCACGAUGACUUCUUCUCAACAUCUUCAUCGAUGCCAUUAUCCGCAAAGAUUGAGACUCUUCUCAUCGGCUCUGAUGAUCUCUAUGAACGUCCCUCUGCAUCACGUGAUCUCGCUCAGUUCAUCUGUAAGAUGACUCAUCUGAAGGACCUGAGACUCCGCGGUCAGUGUCACGAUGACUUCUACUCAACAAUUGAGACUCUUUACAUCUACUCUGCUGAUCUCAGUGAACGUCCCUCUGCAUCACGUGAUCUCGCUCAGUUCAUCUGUAAGAUGACUCAUCUGAAGGACCUGACUCUCAUGGGUCAUUUUAACACGAGCCCCACCCUGGCUGAGCUGACAGUGGAUACUGACACACUAGAAGGAUGGCAGGAUUGUGGUUCGAUGUUUGACAGUGUGAAGAAGAUCACUAUACAGGUACGGAGGACGAUCAACUGUGACGUCAUCCAGAGGAUCCAUCUACCAGGAGCAACAGAACUGACCAUUCAAACACGUGUGGAUGGAUGGCGACCGGCUGGUUUCCACGAGGAGCCCACUUCACUACCCAAUGCCCUCCUGAUUAUCUCCCCUCAGCUUGUCAAGGUGACAUUCAGCGAUCUUGACAUUGGCAACAGUAAGAUGGAACUAAUCUUACAAACUUUCAGAUCACCUCACAACCUCAAACAUCUGAAGAUUAUCAGAUUCAUACGAUGCGGGUCAGAUGCGGGCGUGGAUGAUGUCAUAAUUGCGUGCAAUAAAGAUCAGGUCAUGGAGGUGGAGGUGGAGCAUGGCAAACCACGUCCUUCUCUCAAACUCUUACUUCCAGGCUUGCAAUGCUCUUUAAGUUUUGAGAGCCAUGUCUUAAGAGAUGAAGACACAACAUCAGUCUUGAGAUCAAUGGGAGAGUAUCACAACAACGGCAAGAUGUGUGGAUGGCAGAGCUAUGGAGCCUUUGGAUGCGAGAUUUUACAUUUAGAUAUUUGA